Boeremia exigua is the source of this 1182-nucleotide messenger RNA. RefSeq lists its product as uncharacterized. The transcript has 3 exons. The record is from RefSeq and is a predicted model, not a curated record. Lineage: Eukaryota; Fungi; Ascomycota; Dothideomycetes; Pleosporales; Didymellaceae. The coding region runs from base 1 to 1182 and encodes 393 amino acids.
AUGGAGCCAAAGGAACAGUACACACUCAGCGACUUUAAGCGCUUUGGACGCAAGGAAUUUCCCAUUGAAUUCAAAUACUUUCAAACAACCUACGCAGCAAGCUUCCAAAAAAGAACUUACCUUGACGAGAACAACGCCGUCCACAGUGUCAACGCUCUGCUCGUGGGGAAUUAUCAUAAACAGCAGGGCCCUUCAGUCUGGGCCGAAGCGACGACAACUGGUGUCAGGUAUUUCUUUGGCAACGCGGACGACUUAGUCACAACAGUAAUCACAGAGAAAAAUGUGAACCGUAUAUACUACGCCGCGCCUUACAAUCGUUGGGUAGGGUCACAAAAAGGCAGACGCAGCUCCUUAGGAAAGAAAGCCGGCCGUCACAUCGUCGAAAAAUCAUUAACGUGCUAUUUCUGCUGGCUGGUCGGCUCGACGAACAACUUCAAAUACGUUUGCACGAACAGUGCGUCUCUGCCAGAAGACCAGGAGAUCGCUCAAUCCGCCGUCUUUCACCAAGCUAGGCAUCCAUCUGUGCAGACUGAGCACAACAACAAGAAGCGCAAGAGUUCUUUGAACGACCACAACCAGCGUAUCAAGCAAGAAGACGCUGACACAGAUGGAAUUGUUGACGUGGACCAUAUGCCUCAGUCUCGAGAUUUUUCAGUGCAGCAUUCGUCUUCUCAUCCGCCUAUGCCGCACCGACCUACCGAGAGUCCUUACCAGACACCGUACCAUGAUCAACUUCGCAACCACGAAGCCGAUUUGAAGUCGAAGCUUGAGCAAGAAAAGCAAAUCCACGUUGAGCGGCUUCAAGAUCUGCAAACCAAAUUGGAUGAAAAGAAUUUGAGGAUUCAGCCAGCCGAAGAAAAGCACAUGAAAGAGAGGAAAAAGCGCAAACGAGCUGAAGAGCAAGUUGAGGGCGGCCAAAGCAACAUCGCUUUACAAUUGCAAGAGAUAGAGGCACUGAAGAACGAAAACGCUCAACUGAAGACCGAGAAUAUUGAGCUCAAGCGUCAGCACAGCAACUGGAAGGCGACAGAAGUCGAGCUAACAAGCGCCGUCGCGCACCGAAAGUACGAACUGAAAAGGGCUUCUGCGGCAAUUGCAUGUCGUAAUCAAACAAUUGCACAACUACGCGGCAGAGAAGCGCACGCUGAAUACGCCCAACAUACGAGGACAAAUGAAUGGUGA